Rotaria sp. Silwood2 is the source of this 249-nucleotide messenger RNA. The record is from the annotation of a GenBank genome assembly. Lineage: Eukaryota; Metazoa; Rotifera; Eurotatoria; Philodinida; Philodinidae.
AUGCUUGUCGCCUUGAUCGGCAUCUCUACAACGACAAUAACAGCAACAACAACAGCGACGACAACAACAGCAACAACAGCAACAACAACAUCAGCAACAACAACAACAUCAGCAACAACAACAACAUCAGUAACAACAACAACAACAGCAACAACAACAUCCGCAACAACAACAACGGCAACAACAACAACAACAACGUCCGGUAAGACCUCUCUAAUGAUAUAUCGUGCAAUUGAACUUUUCGAAUAA